UGUUGGCGGAAGCGGCGCCUUCUGUGCCGUGGAAACUGGCCGUGGCUGCGGCCACCGCGUCUAUGCGCUUAGGCUCCUGUUUCGUCGCCUGGUUCGUGUCUCGGCGCUGAGAGGCGGCGGCCGGCGGGAUGGAGAAAAGUAGGAUGAACCUGCCCAAGGGGCCGGACACGCUCUGCUUCGACAAGGACGAGUUCAUGAAGGAAGAUUUCGAUGUGGAUCACUUUGUGUCCGACUGCCGGAAGCGGGUCCAGCUGGAAGAGCUGAGGGCCGACCUGGAGCUGUACUACAAGCUGCUGAAGACGGCCAUGGUCGAGCUCAUCAACAGGGACUACGCCGAUUUUGUCAACCUCUCAACCAACCUGGUUGGCAUGGAUAAGGCCCUCAACCAGCUUUCUGUGCCUCUGGGACAGUUACGAGAAGAGGUUCUGAGUCUUAGGUCAUCUGUCAGUGAAGGAAUUCGGGCAGUAGAUGAACGAAUGUCUAAACAAGAGGACAUUAGGAAAAAAAAGAUGUGUGUGUUGAGGCUUAUACAGGUUAUUCGAUCAGUUGAGAAAAUUGAAAAAAUCUUAAAUUCUCAAAAUUCUAAAGAAACAUCUGCACUAGAAGCAAGCAGCCCCCUUUUGACCGGACAGAUUUUGGAGAGAAUUGCCACCGAAUUUAACCAGCUGCAGUUUCACGCUGUCCAAAGCAAAGGCAUGCCUCUCCUGGACAAAGUGAGGCCGCGCAUCGCUGGCAUUACGGCCAUGUUGCAGCAGUCCCUGGAGGGCCUCCUGCUGGAAGGGCUGCAGACCUCCAACGUCGACAUCAUCCGGCACUGCUUGCGGACCUACGCCACGAUUGACAAGACACGGGACGCCGAGGCCCUGGUCGGUCAAGUCCUGGUGAAACCGUAUAUGGACGAGGUGAUCAUAGAGCAGAUUGCUGACACUCAUCCAGGUGUCCUUCAGCUCAUGUACAGCAGGCUCCUGGAGUUUGUCCCCCACCACUGCCGCCUUCUUCGAGAGGUCACAGGAGGCGCCAUCUCAAGUGAAAAAGGCAAUACUGUUCCCGGAUAUGAUUUUUUGGUGAAUUCCGUCUGGCCAGAAAUAGUACGAGGAUUAGAAGAAAAAUUGCCAUCACUUUUUAAUCCUGGGAAUCCUGAUGCAUUUCACCAGAAAUAUACCGUAAGUAUGGAUUUUGUAAGAGCGUUUGAACGGCAAUGUGGAUCACAGGCCAGCGUGAAAAGAUUAAGAGCGCAUCCCGCCUACCACAGCUUCACUAAUAAGUGGAACCUGCCUGUUUAUUUUCAAAUAAGAUUUAGGGAAAUAGCGGGCUCCUUGGAAGCAGCACUUACAGAUGUCCUGGAAGAUGCGCCAGCUGGCAGUUCCUUCUGCCUUUUGGCUUCUCACAGCACGUGGAGCAGCCUCCAGAGGUGCUGGUCGGACAAGAUGUUCCUGCCGCCGCUGGCGCACCGUCUGUGGAGGCUGACGCUGCAGAUCCUGGCCCGGUACUCCGUGUUUGUCAAGGAGCUUUUGCUCAGGCCCAUCUCUAAUGAAAGUGCCAAGGAUAUUAAAAAGCCUUUGGUCACUGGCAGCAAAGACCCUUCCGUUACCCAAGGAACUAGUGAGGACCAAGGAAGUGGCCCUUCAGAAGCGAAGCCCGUCGCCUCCGUUUCCAGCACUCAGCUUGUGUACGUGGUGGCGGACCUGGACAGGCUUCAGGGGCAGCUUCCAGAACUCUUGGAAACAAUCAAGCCAAAACUUGAAAUGAUUGGCUUUAAGAAUUUUUCUUCUAUCUCAGUAGCAGCCCUGGAGGACUCCCAGCUGGCUCUGUCCGCCUGCCUGCCUGCCUUGAGUAGCAGGAUCAUCCAGGACUUGAGUGAGUCUUGCUUCAGUUACCUGAAAAGUGCCCUGGAGGUUCCCAGGCUUUACCGAAGAACCAACAAGGAGGUGCCAACCUCAGCAUCCUCUUACGUGGACAGUGCUCUGAAGCCGUUCCACCAGCUCCAGAGUGGACACAAGGAUAAGCUCAAACAAGCCAUCAUUCAGCAGUGGUUGGAAGGUGCACUCUCUGAAAGCACUCAUAAGUACUACGAGACCGUGUCGGACGUCCUGAGCUCUGUGAGGAAGAUGGAGGAGAGCCUGAAGAGGCUGAAACAGGCCAGGAGAAGCGCCCCCACCAACCCCACCGGGCCUGCGGGCGGUGGCAUGAGCGACGACGAUAAAAUCAGGCUGCAGCUGGCCUUGGAUGUGGGGUACCUGGGAGAGCAGAUACAAAACAUGGGCCUGCGAACGGAGGACUUGAGAAGCUUUCCAGCCCUCGCAGAGCUUGUCGCUGCUGCCAAGGACCAGGCGACGGUGGCCGAGCAGCCUUAAGCAUCUUGGAGGAGCCGGGGGAGAAGGAAGCUGGGCCUGGAGCCCUCGGGGAGGCGGCGGCUCUGCGCCGUCACAGGCCUCCGGCAAAGAGGUGCUUCCCUGGGCCCCGCCGCGCAGCCUCCCUUGGCCUGUUUGGGUCUUCGUUCACCCAAAAAGAACACAAAAGCCUUUUUCCGUUGUAUGGAAGACCUUUUUUAUGACAUUUAAAACUUUCGACGAUAGUUCACAGAGCAAAUUAUUUUAUUUUUAUCAUAAAUCUUAGCGUGGAAGCGCUGGUUUCUAAACUACGAUCAAAGUAAAUAUAUACGUAUGAACAGGGAACACCGUCUCCCCGAUCCGGCGGCAGCGGGGUGACCGUAUCGUGUGCGCACGCCCUUCUCCAGGAUGAGAAUAACUGUCCACUUACGGCUUUUUUGAGGCCGGGGGUGGCCUGCCAUUCUCCCACGGGGUGUUCAGGAACACUGCUUCUGAUCACACUCACCCCCCAGGCCUCCAUCGGGAGCUCCAACCAGCAGGGGGGAUUUAUUUCCUGAGUAAAAGACGCAUCCACCAAAA
This is a messenger RNA of Camelus dromedarius (Arabian camel), 2909 nucleotides long. It is a transcript of the gene COG2, whose product is annotated as component of oligomeric golgi complex 2. The coding region runs from base 129 to 2354 and encodes 741 amino acids. Gene Ontology annotation, cellular component: COG complex; membrane. Gene Ontology annotation, biological process: intra-Golgi vesicle-mediated transport; Golgi organization; protein transport. The record is from RefSeq and is a predicted model, not a curated record. NCBI's taxonomy places the organism in Eukaryota, Metazoa, Chordata, Mammalia, Artiodactyla, Camelidae. The transcript has 18 exons.